Messenger RNA from Laccaria bicolor S238N-H82, 1770 nucleotides. RefSeq lists its product as uncharacterized. The record is from RefSeq and is a predicted model, not a curated record. Gene Ontology annotation, molecular function: magnesium ion binding; phosphopentomutase activity. Bases 1 to 1770 code for a protein of 589 amino acids. Gene Ontology annotation, biological process: carbohydrate metabolic process; purine ribonucleoside salvage. Lineage: Eukaryota; Fungi; Basidiomycota; Agaricomycetes; Agaricales; Hydnangiaceae. The transcript is spliced from 20 exons.
AUGUCCACCCUUGCAGAGCUCGUGCAGGAAUGGAUUCGGUUGGAUAAAAAUCCAGAGACACGAAAAGAGAUACAGACUUUGUGGGCUGCAGGCCAAGUCGAGGAAUUGGAAAAGAGAAUGAGCCCACGCAUCGAGUUUGGCACAGCUGGAUUGAGAGGGAAGAUGGAAGCUGGAUGGUCACGAAUGAACGAUUUAAUUAUAUUACAGGCCUCUCAAGGUCUUUGUGCGUAUGUUAUGGCGAAUGUACCUGAUGCUCGUACCCGUGGGCUCGUCAUUGGUCAUGAUCACCGUCACAACUCGGAUCGCUGGGCUAGACUCACUGCCGCAGCAUUUAUUGAAGCAGGAAUGAGGGUGCAUAUGUUCUAUGACCUAGUCCCUACCCCAUUGGUACCUUUCAGUGUCAAGAGGUUACGGGCUGCUUGUGGGGUGAUGGUUACAGCGAGUCAUAACCCAAAGCAAGACAAUGGGUACAAGGUCUACUGGGAAAAUGCAGUUCAGAUCAUCGCCCCACACGACCAAGGCAUCUCGGAGUCAAUAAAAGCCAAUCUUGAGCCCAAGGUAUGGCCAACGACCGAUUUACCCUCGGAGCUUUGCGCAGAUGUCGGCAACGCCAUGCGAGAAGCAUAUUUCGAGUCGCUUCAGAAAGCAAAUUUGACGAGGCAGGAAGAGUUGAAUGCCUCCCUGGGCGUGAGGUUUGUAAACACCUCGAUGCACGGGGUAAGCGAUCCAUUUAUCAGGCGGGGGUUUGAGGUCUUUGGAUUCCCCCCGUAUUUUCCUGUUCGAGAACAGCAGCGGCCAGAUCCAGAAUUCACAACUGUUCGUUUCCCUAAUCCAGAAGAGAAAGGUGCACUGGACCUUGCACUGGCGACCGCGGACAAGGAGGGCGUGAAAUACGUGCUCGCUCAAGACCCCGAUUCGGAUCGGUUCUCUGCGGCAGAAAAAAGUCCAACAGGAGAGUGGAUCAAUUUUACAGGAGACCAACUCGGCAUCCUCUUUGCCAGUCAAGCGCUUGACAGAUACCGAGGGUCCGGGAAAGCGAUCGACAAGCUGGCAAUGGUCGCCUCUACUGUAAGUUCCAAGAUGAUUGAAGCUAUGGCGAAGCGCGAGGAUUUCAAGUUUGUUGAGUGUUUGACGGGUUUCAAAUAUAUAGGCAACACUGCCCUGGACCUCGUGAAGGAAGGAUAUGAAGUGCCGUUCGGCUAUGAGGAAGCCAUCGGAUUCAUGUUUGGCUCUGAAAUCAGGGACAAGGAUGGAAUAGCAGCGACGCUAGCGUUUGCAGAACUUGUCACCGCCCUUCAGUUUAAAGGACAGACAGCUUACGGAUACCUCCAGGAACUGUACAAGACAUAUGGUUACUUCAAGACAAGCAAUAGCUAUUUUGUUUGCAACAACCCAAUCACGAUUGAUCGAAUUUUUCACCGCCUACGAAAUUACUCGGUUCGGCUUGAUCGGACGUAUCCCACUGAGAUUGGAGGAUUGGAGAUCAUCAGCGUCGUUGAUUUAACCAUUGGGUACGAUAGCACGAACCCGCCAAAUUACACCCCCUUUCUGCCCAUCUCUUCUGGACAUAUGAUUCAAUUCAGGGCGAAAAGCAGAAACAAUGGGACGAGCAUUACGUUGACUAUACGGACGAGCGGCACCGAGCCAAAGAUAAAAUACUACGCGGAGGGAAGUGGACGGGAUGAAGAGGAAGUGAGUGGGUUACUUGGGAGAGUUGUAGAGGAAUUGGGUCAAGUGUGGAUGGAGGAUGAGAAAAACGGACUUAAAUAA